AUGCCUAUACCUCACCCCUCGUUCCUCUACCGUGAGUCGACGGAACCGCCAACAGUCCCACUUCCACUGGAAGCCCGAAAGAUCCAUUUUUGCCAUUCUGCCUUGCUCGGCGUCAACCCCUACUCAAGCAGCCAUCUCUACCAGCGGGUCGGCCCAUGGACCAUUCUCAACCCCAGCGGAGUCGGCACAUACAUCCCUACAGGUUACGCGUUCCGACACGACAUGGUCCACGGGGGUCGUUGUGCGCGAACCGUUGCCGAGAAUGAGGUCAAAUGUUAUGUCCGGACUCUGGUGUGCAAGGGAGGGAAGUUGGAGGGAUGGUGGCCAAGGACAGAGAAUUAUCGAGGCGACGGCCACUGUUUCGACUGUAUCUUCCUGCGGCCCAACAACUUCGGGUGCACGAUCGACGCGGAGCCAGCAGCAGACACGCCCGAGCCAGGAACCCCGAGCCCCGAAGAACCGCAACCGGACAUACAAAUCGUAGGGAUGUGGGAUCCGUCACCGGAGCCAGCAACGGCGGGGUCGGAAGCGGACCCGCGAGGCAGCGAAGCUCCGGAGACUGCGCCGGCGCGCGAGGAGUCGGUGGAGUAUGACGAGUCCCAAGCGGGAGAUACGAGCAGCGAUGACGAGUCUGACGGUGUGUCUCCGACGGCGCAUGUAGAACGUGAGGCGAGGAGGCAGAGCGAAGCUCGCAUGGAGACGCGGAGGUUGAUGUUGGCGGAGCAGAUGCGCAGGGUUCAUGAGGCGUGA
Messenger RNA from Letharia columbiana, 750 nucleotides. RefSeq lists its product as uncharacterized. The transcript is spliced from 2 exons. The coding region runs from base 1 to 750 and encodes 249 amino acids. NCBI's taxonomy places the organism in Eukaryota, Fungi, Ascomycota, Lecanoromycetes, Lecanorales, Parmeliaceae. The record is from RefSeq and is a predicted model, not a curated record.